UCGAGAUGAUUCUUAUCAGCAUUGUUCAAAUGAUCCUUUUAACGCCGGCUGUUUAGUAUGUAAUACUGUUUAGGCUAGUGAAGACAUUAGCCAUGUUCCGCCUAGUCAUAGUGGCUGCCUGCCUACUCAUCUGCAGCAAUGCUAGCGACCCAAAUUACAGACUGAACACGACAAUAAAACCCUCCAAAUACGCUAUCAGCAUCAUGCCAUUCUUCGACACCGGUGACGAAAGAGCUUUCACCUUUAACGGUGACGUGACCAUCACGUUCACCAGUGAUGAGCCAAUCAACCAAAUAAAGCUACAUUCACAAGACCUCACCUUCAGUAGCGAUAACAUCACCAUCGGCAAUUCUGCAGGAGCUGUGCCUUUGAAUGAAACUAAUGCAUUGGAAUUCGACUCCGCGUACACCUUUGCGCAUAUAAAUCUCCAAGGCGCUUUGCAAGCAGGCGUUGAGUAUACGCUGAGAAUUUUAUACGAAGGACCAAUUAGAGAAGAUCUGACUGGGUUCUACAGAAACAACUACAUUGAAAAGGGAGUCAAAAAAUGGUUGGGGGCUACGCAAAUGGAGCCCACGCACGCAAGAAAAGUGUUCCCGUGCUUCGACGAGCCCGAACUGAAGGCUGUGUUCACACUCACCAUAAUGCGCCCAGCUAGUUAUAAACCCUCGUUGACUAACACUAAGAUUGCUGCUACUACGGAUUUAUCCAAUGGUUACGUCCGAGAAGAUUUCCACCCGACUCCUCGUAUGUCCACAUACCUCGUUGCCUUCCUCGUCUCCGAGCUAGAAGCUCAAUACUACAGCUCCAACAAUUCGAUGGAGUUCGGCGUCUUUGCCAGACCAGAAGCCACGAACCAAACUGAAUACGCCUUCGACUUUGGCAAGAGGGUAGUUGACGCUUUGGGAGACUACUUCGGGGUCAACUACUACUCUACAAAUAACCAGCUGAAGCUUGACCACAUUGCGUUGCCCAAUUUCAGAGCUGGUGCUAUGGAGAACUGGGGUCUGGUUAAGUACAGGGAAGCGCUUCUCCUGUACGUUCCUGAGGAAUCUGGACCCUACUACAAAUACCGGGUAGCGCAGAUCGUCGCUCAUGAGACCACCCACAUGUGGUUCGGGAACCUCGUCACGUGCCACUGGUGGAGCAACACAUGGCUGAACGAGGGCUUCGCGAACUACUUCCAAGAUUACAUUACUGCUUUGAUCGAGCCCGAAGUAGGUUCAGGCAAUAUCCUGGUCACCGGGUCGGUCUACGCGGCGCUUGAUGCUGACGAGUCCCCUUCAUCACCGCCCAUCACCAAUGACAAUGUCUCCUCCCCUGCUGAGAUCAGUGAACACUUCGGUACCAUCACCUAUCAGAAAGCGGGAUCGGUGAUCAGGAUGAUGCAUCACCUUAUUGGCGACGAGGCUUUCAGGAUUGGAUUGAAUUCGUACUUGACUACCAAUCAAUUCCAAGCUGGCUACCCCGAACUGAUGUAUUCGGCUCUGGAAAAGGGAGUGAAUACCACGAAUUCCUUAGCAUUGUACCCUGGUCAUACCAUUGGAGACAUCAUGAGCUCCUGGAUUUCACAAGCUGGACACCCGGUGUUGGACGUUCAGGUCAAUUACGAAGCGGGUUCCGUUACUUUAACUCAGAGACGAUUUUACAUCAACGGGUCACACACAUCGGAUGAGACAUACAAAAUCCCGAUCACAUACACCACUGGUGACAACCCUAACUUCGUGAAUACUAAACCAGCGUUCAUCAUGGAAGGAAAAACGCACACUUUUAACAUUCACAACUUCACGCAAACCUGGAUUAUUUUUAAUCUGCAAGAGACAGGAUUAUACCGAGUAAAAUACGACUCGCAGUCUUUGCAAAUGAUAAUCAAGGCUUUAAAAGGUGGUGAAUUGGAGAAAAUACAUUAUUUGAAUAGAGCUAAGAUUAUAAACGACCUAUUCGCUUUCUACUUUGCCGAUGAGGUGUCUUUCAGUACAUUGAACGAUGCUUUGCUCUACUUGCAAUCUGAAACCGACUUCAACGUUUGGUACGCCGCAAUCAGAGGUCUGAACAAACUUAGGAGUAGGUACCUGGGUACCGAUACCGUAGCUGAUAUUAUCGAUGCUCACACACUACAUCUGCUGCACAAUACAAUCGCUUAUUUAGGCUUCGAAGAGCGAGAGUCGGACGACUUUGAGACGAUUCGCAACCGCAUGCAAGUUUUGGAGUUGGCCUGCAAGCUGGACCAUACGGAGUGCGUGGAACAUUUCGUCGCUAAAUUCAGAAACUUCGUUGACAAUGGUGUAGUGAUCCCGCCCAGUCUACGACCGGUCGCAUACUGCACUGGUCUUCGCUACGGUACUGGUGCUGACUACGACUUCAUGUGGCAACGCAUGUCCACCACCAACGUAGCUAACGAAGCCCGGCUCAUCGGUGAGGUCCUGGGCUGCACCACUGACGAAGCUAGCUUGAAGAAGUUCCUAGUUUCAAUGCUGGAGGAGAACAGUCCCAUCAUGUCUCAAGAUCUCACGGUCCCCUUGAGUGGCGUGGUGGGUAACCACAGCCACGUACACAUUGUGAUCGACGGUCUGAAGAACAACUUUACACUGUGGAGUAGCAUCUAUCCAUCAAUGGAUACGGUCUUCAAUGCAGUGGCAGGAGCUCUUCGAACUGAAGCUGAAAUAAAUGAAUUUGAAUCCUGGCUAAACUCCUGCACAGAGUGCGGUGACAAAGAUGGCGCCCUCGCCACUCUAGCCUCAGGCAGAGCCAACGCCAUGUGGGUGGAGAGCCACAAAACCGAACUGCUUAACGCAUUCAAGGGCCAUGCGGUGGCGCUGCCGUCGUCUCUCGCCCUGAUCGUCUUAUGUUUGGCAGUCUUGAGACUCAACUAGAUAUCACACAUGAAUCCCGAUUCAUUUGUAAGAUGAGAUUUGAGAUAGGUUUGUGUAACUUUACCUAUUUUAAUUGUUUUAGUAUGAAGACUGUUGGUGCUUUUCAGAUUUUAAGAAUAAUGUAUGUACGUGCUUAUAGUUUUGAUAAAUGAAGAGAUGUCGCUCCACUAUGUUGUAGAUAGUCUUAUCUAUAAGUUUAAAACUUAGACAACAGGUACUUACAAACGUAAACUAAGGACAAUAAUUGUGUAUCGAAUUGCCAAAUAUUUUAUGAUAAUAAAAUUACUUUUAAGCUC
Molecule: messenger RNA, 3166 nt
Organism: Ostrinia furnacalis (Asian corn borer)
Lineage: Eukaryota; Metazoa; Arthropoda; Insecta; Lepidoptera; Crambidae
Product: membrane alanyl aminopeptidase
Exons: 15
Coding region: 93-2870 (925 amino acids)
Biological process (GO): peptide catabolic process; proteolysis
Cellular component (GO): membrane; cytoplasm
Molecular function (GO): peptide binding; metalloaminopeptidase activity; zinc ion binding
Source: RefSeq, a predicted model, not a curated record